UAGUUUGAUUUCUGGAAACAAAUUCAACCUAACCAAACACAUUGCUAAAUUUGUUUAAAAAAGAAAUGACUGUUCCAGUUUUGACAGGUUGUUUAAAUCAUCUUAAGAUAGAGGUUAUUGCAAGUCUUAUUGCGAAGAGCAUUAAUGAAGAUAGACCAACUACUCUCAACAAUCCUAAGGCAGGCGAAGUUUAUGUUAUACAAGUGAAUCAUGGAAAAGACGAUUGGCGGGCAGAUGGGUAUAGGUGGAAGCAAAAUGGCUGCAGUAAAAUUCCUCGGGGUUCGCCACUUUACACAAAGAUCCAUUUUGCUACUGUUACAUCAACAGGAAUUUCAAAUGAUUUCCAGAAGUUUGUGUACUGUGAUCUGAGUCGGACAGAUCUUGUUGUUAUCCAUUACAUUGGUAACCACAACCUUGCAGUUUUAGUUCCACAUGAUAAUUCCAGAAAACCAAUCAAGUUCUUACCAACAGCUUCAUCUGUGCUAGAUGCAAUUGCUGAUUCCCACAGUUACAAGGAACUUCUUCUUGAUUGCAAGGAUAGCCAGGUCCAAUUUCAACCAAGAAAUUCAAGGCAGUUUAAGUACGUUCGUAGUGUAAAAGCCGCUAGUAUGAAACUAGGCACUGAGCCUUUUUUAACAUUACAUGAACUGGCAUAUAUGAUUCCAGGCUUUGUGUGGUCCAUAUCCACUUAUCCUGAUUUGUUGGUUUCGUUUGGCAUGCAAAAUUUAAUCAGUCAACUUGUCAUGUGCUCUCAAAUUUUUUUUUCAUAUGAUACAACAUUUAAUUUAGGUGAUUUUUAUUUAUCAAUUCUAGUGGCUAAAUUAAGUUGUUUUGUUGAGAAGCCUUGCAUGCCUGUAGCAUUUGUUUUACAUGACAGGAAGUUUGAUAGUGUGCAUAAAAGUUUUUUUAAAUCUUUAAAAAAAAAAUUACCAGUUCUUAAUCAGGUUGUGAUUGUGACUGACGGAGAGAGUGGAAUUGGCAAAGCAAUAAAAAAAGUGUUACCAAAAUGGAAUCUGGUAUCUUGCUCCAAUCACAUUUUGUCUGAUAUUGAGGUUUGGUUAAAAAAACACAGUGCUUGUCAUGCAGAAAUAACUGUUUAUAAAUCUCAAAUGCAGGAACUUCUCAUAUGUGAAAGUGAAAUUUGUUUAAAAGUAAAAAUUGAUACAUUGAGACCUUCAUGGAGCGAAGCAUUCUCAAUUUAUUUUUCAGAUCACUUACACUCACGUAUUUUAAUAUCUUAUAUUGGUCACCUCAGGUUCGUUGGUUUAACAGAUAAUAUAAUUACAAAUAAUGUAUCAGAAUCACUAAAUGCUGUCAUUAAAAGGUUUCAGGAUUGGAAAGAAGCGCCUGUUGAUUCGAUGGUUGUUGCAAUGCAUCGCCUUCAGACCUUCUAUUUGACAGAAAUUAAGCGGAGUUGUAGUGGUUUUGGACCCUACACUCUCGUUGACAGCAGUCUCCUAAUCAAAAAUGCAGAUGACAUACCAAAAGUAGAGAGUCCAGAGCUUGUUAUUGCGGAGCUGCAAGCAGCUGCCAAUAUACCAAUACAGCAAUUCAUACCUCCGUCAAUAUGUGUGCUUUCUAACACAUUUAAUGUUGUACAUGUUCCAAGCCUUAAAGUUUUUACAGUCUCUGCCCCUGAUGGAAAUGCGCAUGUUGUGAAGCUGUAUCCAAAGGAAAACUGCACGUGUCCUUCUUCAACAAUGUGUUGUCACAUACUGGCUGUUAAGCGCAGCAUUGGAGUUGAAUGUAGUGAACGAAAGAUCAUAAAUUUGACCAAAUUGCGGCGUAACUCACGGUAAAUUUAAUUACUCUGAGGUGCCUAAUAAAAGAAUAAUCCUAAUAAACAGGGAAAAAAUUAGAAAAAUAAGAGAAGAGUCUACAAUAUUAUUAAACAUGAGACAGUCUAAAUAAGGUCUGGGCAAAUGGGGUAAAAAUUUAAAUAUUUAAUAUUUGGCAUCUCCGAGAGCAA
Hydra vulgaris (swiftwater hydra) is the source of this 1969-nucleotide messenger RNA. NCBI's taxonomy places the organism in Eukaryota, Metazoa, Cnidaria, Hydrozoa, Anthoathecata, Hydridae. The record is from RefSeq and is a predicted model, not a curated record.